AUGCACAAAAUAUCAUAUGAACUAUUAUACAAACUAUUGAAUGAACAAUCAUCUGAAUAUAAACAAUUAUAUGAACAAUCGUCUAAACAAUUAUCUAAACAAUUACCUGAACAUUCGUCGUAG
Racocetra fulgida is the source of this 123-nucleotide messenger RNA. Lineage: Eukaryota; Fungi; Glomeromycota; Glomeromycetes; Diversisporales; Gigasporaceae. The record is from the annotation of a GenBank genome assembly.